AAUUAAUGUCACACUAUUGACAUAAAUAAACGUAAACAAUCACUAAAGUGUGAAGAUGUACAUUUAAAUAAAUAUAUAUUAUACAUACAUGUACAUGUGUAUAUAUAUAUAUAUGAUUUCUAGUUUCAAAGAAUUAGAUAGUUUACCAAAAUAGUGUAAAAAGAAGGAUGAGAAACUGGAAAUUCAUGUAAUUCUGCCUUAAAUGGUGAAAGUUCAUGAAAAUUAGACUGGAAACAUCAAAAGAAGAAAAAUUUUUACAUACUAAACAAAAUAAAGUAAACUGACUUUUGCAAAUAAAUUUGGCACAUAUAUAACAUACUUGAUACAUGAACAUAACCAUGGAGGAUACUAAUCUGCUAAUAAUACACUUCAUAUUAAUUAAUUGAAAAUUUUUAAGAGAUUUUACAUAAGACAUGUAAGAUGGGACAGCCUUACAGGAUACAAACUAACCAAAGCCUUUAAUGCUAUUAUUAGACAUGUAAUUUUCCGUCAUGUAAACAGGAUGUGUCUUAUCCAGGAUAGAUUAUUACAUAAUCUCUGUUUAAAUUUAAUAUGAAUCAGAGUGCUCCUCUUCAUCUAAUGUGUAAACCGUUAGAAUUUUCAAAAGUAAGAUGACAGACACAGUUGAUAUGAAGAGUCAGAACUCAGAUGAUUCUGAUUACGAUGAAUCAGAUAACAUGGACGAAGAUGAUGAAGAUGAUUAUUGUGGUUACUAUGACAAUGAUACUGAUGACCUUGACAUUGAUAAACCAAAGAAAAGUGAUGACCCAGAAUAUUUUGAAUUUGACCUUCUUCACUUAGAGGAUGCAGAAAGAUUACUCAAUGAAGAAGUAGAGGCUUUAUGUAGUAAAUUAAAGAUUGAUCCUUCCUUGGCCAAGAUGUUACUGCAAGUCCAUGGCUGGAAUAAAGAAUCUAUAAUAGAAAGACACAUUAUAGACCAUGGAAAACUAUUGGUUGAUUCAAAGAUAAAACCAGCUGUGAAGUAUAAGGAUACCUGUUUUAGUAAUUAUCGUACCUGUCCCGUGUGUUACCUGACUGUACAGAAGGAUCAAAUGUUUAGUGUGUCCUGUGGACACCAGUUUUGUAAAGAAUGCUGGGAUAGCUUUUUCCAAAUCCAGAUUCAACAAGGAAUCACUACAGGGAUAGAGUGUAUGGAGAAAGACUGUAAUAUACUGGUACCUGAAGAUUUUAUUUGUAGUGCUCUCAGUAAACCAGACUUUCGUGACCGAUAUUCUACAAGGUCAUUUACAGAUCAUAUUGAAGGACACCCACAGUUGAGAUUUUGUCCUGGGCCUAAUUGUUCGGUCAUCGUUAGAGCAAAAGAAAACAAAGCCAAAAAAGUAGAAUGUGGACAGUGUAAAACUAUAUUUUGUUUUAAAUGUGGUAUAGAUUAUCAUGCUCCAACAGAUUGUGGUACUAUAAAGAAAUGGCUGACAAAAUGUGCUGAUGACUCAGAAACUGCUAAUUAUAUCAGUGCUAAUACUAAAGAUUGUCCAAAGUGCCAUGUAUGUAUAGAGAAGAAUGGAGGUUGUAAUCAUGUGCAAUGUACAAAGUGUAAACAUGACUUUUGUUGGAUGUGUUUAGGAGAUUGGAAGGCACAUGGCAGCGAGUAUUAUGAAUGCAGCAGAUACAAAGAAAAUCCUAACAUUGCUAAUGAAUCAGCUCAUGCUCAAGCUAGAGAGGCUCUCAAAAAAUACCUCUUUUAUUUUGAAAGGUGGGAAAAUCAUUCAAAGAGUUUGGAGUUGGAGGAACAAACUUUACUUAAAAUAACCUCUAGAAUUCAGGAGAAAGUGAUGAAUAAUGCUGGGACCUGGAUAGAUUGGCAGUACUUGUUAGAUGCUGCAGCUCUUCUCAGAAAAUGCAGAUACACACUACAGUACACAUAUCCAUAUGCUUACUUUAUGGAAAAAGGAGCCAGAAAACAACUUUUUGAAUAUCAACAAGCUCAGUUAGAAGCUGAAGUAGAAAACUUAUCAUGGAAAGUAGAAAGAGCAGAAAUUACAGACAGAGGGGACCUAGAAAAUCAAAUGGAUGUUGCAGAAAAAAGACGUCAAACAUUGUUGAAAGACUUUCUAGAAAUCUGAAGAGUUAUCACGUGACAUUGAUCAGCUCAGGGAGAUUAUUGUUAGAUGAUUGUCAUUAAAGCUUUAAACUAAGUCAAAAUAUAGGUGCCAAUCAUCGUCAAAUGUUAAUGCUGUCACCUGAAGGAAAAAUUCCUAUUGGUCUCACUGUAUAGGCAUUUGUAAUAUAAAAAAACUUUCAGGAGGUUGAAAUAGCCAGGUGCUGCAAAUUGCAAUGCAUGGUAAUGAAAUUAAUAAAUUUUUAACAGAUUUUUGAAAAUAUAGAUUAAAAUAAGAAUUCAGAAUAAAAUUCGAAAGUUUUAAUUGUAACUAUAUUAGUUUAUUAAAACAAAUAUGUAGCAAUAUUGUUCAAGUAGUACCAAUUACGAAAUAUGCUUACAAAAUUGAUAUGUUUUGUCUCUGUACAGGUGCACAAUUUAUUAGCGCUCAUCAAUCAAAAAGGUGAAACUCCUUCUAAUAAACUAGUUUGCUGUUGAUGACCGACUUUUUCAAGUUAAAUGAAUCGCAGAAUUCAGCAUACUUGUACCAUGCUGAUACUCAAAUAAAUAGAAAAAGAACCAUGUUUUUUUUUAUAUAUGUCGACACAAGAAAAUGUGAGUAAUUGAUCUGACGUAUGCUGUUUUAGAAGAAAGAAUACAAGUACUUAUGUUAUUGCUGUAGAUAUAUGAAUAUUUUUUGUGUAGAUAAAUCAAGCAUUUCCCACCAUUCUUAAUAUCCUAUUUUGUGAAUUUUUGGAAGUUAGAUAAUUUGGUUUGUGUACAGUGGAAAAUAUAUCACAUUUUAUUUAUAAGUAUAAAAAUCUGGGUUCUGAUUUAUAAAACACACAGCAAAGGAUUAACCUGCUAACUAUUUAAUUAAUGCCACAUUCAAGAAGAAAUCAUAGACGUAAGCAAUUAACAUACAGUUUUGUAAAAUCUCUAAUGUAGUUUAAAGGUCUCUAUAGCAUAUAGGUCUGUAUUCAUUAUUUCCUCAAAGGAAAAAUAAAUUCAUAUCUCAUUGCAACAUUUGUAAAUAUUUCAUAAUCAGAAUUAAUUGUGAUAAAAAUGUUACUAAAUACUUCAUUCCAAAAUGUUUGAUCUCUUAAAGAAGUAGCUUUUUUAAAAAUUGAACAUUUUUAUUCUUUUCUGGUUAUGUAAGGGUUAAAUGUUUACUCAAGCGAUUUUUUAUAAUUUCUUUUUCAAAUAGUUCAGCUUUGAUGUAAAGGCAAAUUGAUUAAAAUUGCUCUAGUAUUGUAAUUUUUAUACAUUUGUAAACUGAUUUUGAUAUGUACAAGUACUUUAAAUUUUUUGUAUGAAUAUUUCUUAAUAAUUGUUUGUUAAAAUAACAAGUAAUUCUCAUACUGAAAUUUAGUUUAAGGUUGUGGUUGUCUGGCUUCCUUCACUAAUAAAAAAUGGCAGCCAUGAUAGAGUCAAGUGUGUUGAAAAUGUUGUUAAGGUGGUACCAAACACCUUGACUAAAAUUAACUUGGCUCGUUUAAUUUUCAUAAAAUUUUGACAAAAUAUUUACUUUGACCCUUUGACAAAAAUAUAAAAAUGUCAAACAAUUUGAACCACACACUUUAUCGGAAAAAUUUCAUUGGAUAUAUAGCAGUUUGACAAACACUAAUUUUGAUCAUUGAGAAGCUUAUUAUUUCCUUAACAAUAGCACAUGAUUAAAACGUUCUGCUGAUUUUUACAGAGUUAUCUCCCUGUAGUGUUAUGUACCUUAAACACCAACAAUCAAUCAGUCAAUCAAUCAUAUUACUUUAUCAUGUUUAUAAAUACUUUAUUUAUUUUUACUUAGACUAUAAUCAAAUGCAAUUAUAAAUAGAUAAUUUAAGUAGGACAGACCUCAAAGAUUUAUAGAUAAAGGUCAAAGUUUAUGAAACAAGCGGAACAUUACUACAUUGACUGUUAAAAGAAGUUGUUAAUAUUUUUGUUUAUCUAGUUGAAAUCAAACACAUGAUGUUUUGAAGGGAAGAUCUUGAUUUUGUCUCAUUUAUCGUAAAAUGUUGAGUAUAACAUCAAAAGUGUUGAUAUUUUAAAUGUGCAAUAUUAUAUACUGGUAUGUGAUGUUGAAGUGUUUUCGUGUCUCUCUUAUAUGUGAUUAUAAUCUCUUUUCUAAAAUAUUUCCAUGUUAUAGUUGGUCAUUUUAAUAUUGUGGGUACAGAAUAUUGUAAGUUAUUGGUUAUAUAUGAAAUUACAUUAUUUUCAUUUUAUUUGAUCAUGCACUGGUUAUAUAAACAUGAUUUGGUUCUGCAUUGAUUUCAGAGAAAUAAACAUAGUGACUGUGAGGAGGAAAUAUGAUUAGAGCCAUUAUUUGAAAAAUUGCAAAAUUAGUAAAAUUCAUGUUUUUUUUUUCAAAAUUAUGCUAGAUUUACUGAUAAGUGAAUAAAAAUAUAAUUUGGAUGUUUUUGUAGAGGAAUAAUUUUUUAUGAAGAAAAUGUGUCAUAAUGAACCUAUUUGACCAAAAAAGGUAAAAUAGCUAAUGAUAUUAACAAAAUUAAAAUAUCUGACAGACAAAUGUAAAUAUUAAAAGGAUGUUAUUUUAUAGAUGCAUAUCUGAUUUUCAAAAUCAACAGGUAAAAAAUGGCCUUUUCAUACCGUCUCUGUCUUAAACAUUUUUAAUUGGCAUUUUUUAAUGUAUUUCCAGUGUUGGAUAUACCAUAUAUAAAUCAUGCUAAACAUGAUUAAUCAUAUGAUAUAUAAAUCAUGCUAAACAUGAUUAAUCAUAGGAUAUAUAAAUCAUGCUAAACAUGAUUAAUCAUAGGAUAUAUAAAUCAUGCUAAAGAUGAUAAAUCAUGUCAAACAUUAAUCUUUGCAUUUAGUUUUUACAUUAAUGAUUAAGUUGGCAAAGCCAAGAAUUUUUUUUUAUUAAAUUGUCAUAUUUACAUUUUUUGCUUCUGUAUGUAGCUUAUUAAUCAAUUGUAAAUAUUUCUAAAAUAUUUAAUACAUUUGUUGUGAAUGUGAUGAAUGAUAAUUUAUUAUUUAUGUUAAAAUAGUUUUAUGUAUUUGUUAGUGGAUAUCUCAAUUUAUUACACAAGCAUCACAAUUUUUCUGAUAGUUCUAAAGACUGAUGCAGAUAGUAUUUUCUGUAUCUAAUCAGUGCACUAGUAAUAGAUGUAUAUUAUGCUGCAGAAAUUGCUUAAUAAUCAAAUUAAAAAAAAUCAGAAAACAGACGGAGUGAGCAAGAGUUAUCCAUUUUAAGUGCUGUUAUUGUAAAAGAAUAAAAUAGAAAAAUAUUAGCCUAUAGACCAUUCUCAAAGUAAUUCUAGAUUGUAUAACACAAUAAAAAGGGCAGUUCCAAAAUUGGUCGUAUUGGAAAAAGCGGGGAGACAUUAAAAUUAAUUAAUUGUGUAUAGCUGUUUUUUCCAAUAGAAUGUGUAAGAAUUUUAUAAUAUGGGUGGUUUGGGUCUAAAAAAAGUGCCUCUUAUGCCCCUUGCGGUUAAUUCUUGAAUAGCCCUAAGCAUAAGCAGAUAGAAGUCUUAUAUAAGCUUGCACACUUAGUUUCUAAACUCCUCUAAUGAGCUCAAUUUGAUAAAGGGUUUAUUUAUUAAAAUUUACAUUUUCUUCACAGAUGGCAAUCUAUAUUAAUAAUUUAUAUGGAAAAUAUGUAAAAUGGUGGAUUUUCAGAGUCUUUAUUGUUUAUCAUAGAACAUCCAUUGGUAUUUUUAGCUGGUUUUUCGCUUCAUAACUGCCAUUACUCUAUAAUUUUACCUCAGUUCAAAUUAUGAAUGAAAGUUUUAAUUGACAUUCAUUAUAUAGAAGUUCUCUGAAUAAAGAAUUGUAAUGUUUCUUUAAAUGAACAGUUUUGUGUUGUAGAAAUAACAGAGAUAUCAACAGGCUAUCUAGAAAAUCAACAUGAUUUAACAUUCUGUAACCAUGGAAAUAUGCUUGUUUACAGUUGACCAAUACUUCAUUAUACAUUCCUUGAAAUGUUUUGAUGUUUAAUUUGGUUUUUGUAAAUCAACAAAUUUUGGUCUAUGUGUAGAAGGUGCAGUAACAUUUUUAGCCCUUCCUACUCUUUUUUGUAAAGAAACAAAAUUUUCCCAAAUAUCUUUUUUGGUUUUGAGAAAUAAGAGGAAAGCAGUAUCUAGAUGAAGUUCACCACUUUAUCACUAAUUUAUGUGUAUAUGCUUACAGUCUAGUAGAUAAUCAAUUUUUGAAUUUUUUAGAAUGUAAUCAGAACUUAUCAUCUGAUAGUUGUAUGCAGAUUAUCAAAACCGUAUUUAUGAUUUCUGUUGGUAUUUACCUUAGAACUGUUACCAAGGUUACUGGAAGUUGUUAUUGUAAAAAUGAGGGGAAUGAAAGUGUUGAAUGCUAUUUAUUAUCCAUGGCAUGUGUUGUGUUUUUGUUAUUAAAUGAAUUUUAAUAA
This is a messenger RNA of Mytilus californianus (California mussel), 6434 nucleotides long. RefSeq names its product potential E3 ubiquitin-protein ligase ariadne-2-like. Gene Ontology annotation, molecular function: zinc ion binding; ubiquitin conjugating enzyme binding; ubiquitin protein ligase activity. NCBI's taxonomy places the organism in Eukaryota, Metazoa, Mollusca, Bivalvia, Mytilida, Mytilidae. Bases 612 to 2084 code for a protein of 490 amino acids. The transcript is spliced from 15 exons. Gene Ontology annotation, cellular component: ubiquitin ligase complex; cytoplasm. The record is from RefSeq and is a predicted model, not a curated record. Gene Ontology annotation, biological process: ubiquitin-dependent protein catabolic process; positive regulation of proteasomal ubiquitin-dependent protein catabolic process; protein polyubiquitination.